AUGAGCAGCAGCUCCGUCCCGACGAGCGCCCCCAGCUCGUGGCAGAAGCGCGUGGGGACCCAGAGGCAGCAGGCCAACAGCAAGCUCGGCUCGUGGUUCGUGAGCAAGUUCGUGGGCGGCAAGAGCAAAGGCAAGCUGCUGCAGGACGAGGAGACGGCGCAGACCCAGCGGCGGCGGCCCGUGGGCACGCUCAGCGCCGUGACCAACCAGCAGCAGGCCAACGCCGCGCGCCGCGAGGAGCUGGGGCGCCCCAAGCCCAUGCGUCAGAAGAGCUUUUUGCGCCAGCAGCUGCAGGAGAUGAAGCGCCAGUCGGCCGAGGCCCUGCUGCGCGCGCAGAAGCGCAUGGACGGCCAAGUGCUGGAGGAGGAGAACGAGAACGAUCUGGAGGAGAAGUCCUCCUCAUCAUCUUCUUCUUCUUCGGACGAGGAGGGAGAGGACGACGACGAAAGAGUUCGCGUCAUUGACGACCCCGACGACGUGCUGCGCGGCAGUCUGAGCAGCAACCCGGCGCGCUCGCGCUGCUCGUCGUCCAGGAGGUCCAGCACCUCGUCGCGUCGUCGCAGCGCGGCCGAGGAGCAGCAGGAGCGCGAGGACGAGAUCUUGGCCCACGAGACCCAGCGAGACGAGUACUCGGCCGAGGUGAAUCGCCGCAUGAGCCAGGCCACGCAGCUCUACGCCGAGGCCAUCAGCGCGCUCGACUACGCGCUGCACCCGGAGCGGCAGCCGGACAUCGAGCCGUCUCCGAAGCCGCUACUGCUGGGCGUGAAGAAGGGGAGUGCCAAUAUGCCCAAAAGUGAGUGGAUUUGAUGGAAAUCUUCGACAGCACAAGAAGAAGCAACAAAAAGUUUUUGGGAGACGACCAGACUGGCGGAGGAAGGCAGUUUGGAGCACGUCAAGAAGGAGAGAGAAGAGUAUAACGGAGGGAAGGGAGGGGGGAGGACAAGCGGCGGUGUAUAUCAAGAAUUCUUCGCCAAAGAGGAGGACGUAGCAGUAGUUUGGUAUAAAAGGCGACGGGCGAUAUUUUAUUUUUUUGACAAGCAAGUACUUAGGAAGAGCACUAACUACAGUAGUAAGAGAGUAUGAACGGUGAAUAGC
Molecule: messenger RNA, 1095 nt
Organism: Phytophthora sojae
Lineage: Eukaryota; Oomycota; Peronosporomycetes; Peronosporales; Peronosporaceae
Exons: 1
Coding region: 1-807 (268 amino acids)
Source: RefSeq, a predicted model, not a curated record